This is a messenger RNA of Quercus robur (English oak), 697 nucleotides long. Its product is annotated as NAC domain-containing protein 7-like. Bases 182 to 640 code for a protein of 152 amino acids. Gene Ontology annotation, molecular function: DNA binding. The transcript has 2 exons. The record is from RefSeq and is a predicted model, not a curated record. NCBI's taxonomy places the organism in Eukaryota, Viridiplantae, Streptophyta, Magnoliopsida, Fagales, Fagaceae. Gene Ontology annotation, biological process: regulation of DNA-templated transcription; system development.
CUCAAUCCUAGUCUUCUUCCAUUGAUUAUCUUAGCUUCAGUAUUAUUUGCUCUUUCGUUUCCAAAAAAGAAAAAAAAAAAAUUGCUUGCUUUUCAAACUUCAAAAAGUUCAAACCCUUUGAACACGUUCUUUAACACACCACCAAGAUUCUAAUCAUACAUCUGUGCUCAAGAUUUUAGCCAUGUAUGACUUGCCACCCGGUGUUGUUUUUGGUCCCACGGACCCAGAAAUUGUUCUCUACUAUCUUCUCAACAGGGUCAAUGGAGAGCCAAUGUUUGAGGAUUCAAUGAAUUAUGUCACUGAAUGUGAUGUUUAUGGGGAUCCUAACGCAUGGAUAAAAGUCUUUCAAGAAACCCACAUGGAGCGUCUCUAUUUCUACGCAAAACUGAAGAAGAAGAAUCAGAAAGGGAAGCGAAUUGAGAGAUCUACACAGUGUGGAACUUGGAGAUGUCAAAAGGAUGAACAACUUUUUCUUAACGAAACACAAUAUGGUUCAAAGAGAAGUUUCACUUUCGUCGCCAAGAAUGGCUUCAACGGCAUGGGAAGAUGGACCAUGCAUGAAUUCCGGCUCGACGGAGUGUAUGGAAACACUGCUAAUCAUGAUAAUUACGUUAUUUGUUGCAUUUCAAAGAAGGAGUGAGAUAUAUAAGAUCAACAUUUCAGAAGGCCUCAAUGCCUCAUUGAGCAAAAGAUGGAG